CCAGAAAUGCGCUUCCUUCCCCGCCUCGGCCUCUCGGCCGCCCUGGCCAUCGCCGCCUUCCUCAGCUGGAGGCUGCUGCUCCAGACCCCGGCCCGCAGCCACCGAGGUGACCUGGCCCCCAAGGCAGAGGACAGCUUCACUUUGACUCUGGACAGCUUCCUUCACAUCCAGCAGCUCAGGAAGAAGAGACUGAGAGCUUUCUGCAGCCGAGCAGGCAAAGUCACCACACUGCCGAGCAGCAAGGAUGAGAGAGCCUCCCUGCUCUCAAAUCUGAGGGUGAACACCAAGCUGGACCUCAUGUACUGCCAAGUGCCAUCAACAGGGGUGGAGGAAUGGAAUCAGCUUUUGGAGAAGCUGAAAGAGGAAAAAGUGACGCUGCCAGUGCCGCUCCCUUUCCGCCGGCUGCACACGAAGGAGACGUGGCUGAGCAAGUUCAACCAGACAGAGAUAAAGGCCAUGCUGGGCUCUUACACCAAAGUGCUCUUUGUCAGGGACCCUUUCCACAGGCUGAUCGCCACAUUCCUGCAAGGCAUGGGCAUCAGCUCAUCCUUCAGCAGCUUCAUCCAGGAAGUCCUAGACAGUGGAAUGCACAAUGGCAGCAUGGCUUGGAAACCACUGGUGAGCCUGUGCCGGCCCUGCCUCAUCCAGUAUGACUAUGUAGUGAUGUUUGGCUUCCUCAGGCAGGAGCUGGGCCACCUGCUGCGCCGGGCUGGGCUGCUUGAGGGCAGCCUCCUCCCCGAGCUCACCGACAGCCAGGUGCAGUGGACCUACAGGUGGUUGUCAGAGCAGAUGUUCAGCGAGCUGUCUGCCCAGCAGAAGAAGCAGCUGUCUCAUUUCUACCACUGGGACCUUGCUGCUUUCCCAUUUUCUAACAGCUUCCUGUCAGACCACCCCAGCACUGCAGAGACCUGGGAGAAAUAGCCCUCAUGGAGGAACUGGUUCAGGGAGCACUAAUCCAAAGGCAAGUGCUUCAAGAUACUGACAGGCCUUUGCUUCCCAGCUGCUUGCAGUGAGGUUUUCCAUGUUAGACAGCUGAGACAGACCACUGGCAGGGACAGGGAUCAAUGUGGUUGAAUUGUGUUUAAACACAACAAGAGCAGGCACUAGGGAAACUUGUGGUGCUGGGAGUUGGAAAACUGCAUGAAUUGAACUGUGAUGGGAUAAAGCCAGCAGUUUGGGGUAGGGUGGGUUGGACUUGCUGCAAACCACAGCAGCAUCACACGUGCUGUGACCACACUGACAUUUCCUUUUCUGGGCUCCGUGUUGGGCCAAGAGGUUUGGCAAUGGCUUCUUCAUGACAAAUCUUCCCACACAGAUAAGUGCUCCCAAAGGAGCAUGUCAGCUGGAGGAUGAGAUAUGACACAGGGUGGCAGACCCUGCUGGGGAGCCACUGGCAAUGUUCCCAAUCUUUUCAUGCUCAGGGAGGGUCAAGCCCAGACAAUCAUUUGGUCUUUUCUGUUCUGUGUGAACUGUUCUGUUUUACAACCUCAUAUCCUAUUGUGUGUGGGCUCAAGUGGGCCUUGGGGAUGGGACUCAGCUCUUGCUCCAUUCACAGGUUCUGAGUUUGGCUCCCCUCCUUCCAGGGCUGACUCCAAUAGGCCAAGGCCAGCCUUCAGCUCGGUGCACUAGCCCUGAGACAAGGAAGUGUCAGUGUGGACCAGGUACCAGCCGCAGUACCAGACAGACUGCCUCCCACCUUGUGUCAGCAACUGGUGCGCCCUGUGGAGGUGGCUAGAAAUGUCAGAAUGCAUCACUGUGCUGCUGUGGAAAACAGAUGUGGCUGCUACAAGCUCCUGCUGGCAGAGAAGCACGAGGACUGACUCUGCUUUCUUUUGGACUUGGCUGCCAGCAUGGCAAACAGAGGCCCAGUCUCUCCAGCUGGCUCACAGCUUCAUCCAGCUGGGGAGCCCAGAGCAAUCACCUGCCCUCUCCCAGCUUUGGUCACUGAGCUGAUCUCACUCACAGCCCAAGGGAAGGGUCCAUCUUUGUCAAACAAACACCAAGGAUGAACUGAAGCUGUCUAGAUUUUGAAUCCUGACAGACUCUGACCAUAGGAUACUUGUUUCCAGAGUAUUUAGCAGCUUUAUUUUGCAGUAUUGUGACAUUCACAGAGAAUUCCACAUAUAUUCAUGGUACCAAUUUGACAGUGCUCAUUAAAGAAUGUUAGUGAAAA
Sturnus vulgaris (Common starling) is the source of this 2173-nucleotide messenger RNA. Its product is annotated as carbohydrate sulfotransferase 9-like. Gene Ontology annotation, molecular function: sulfotransferase activity. The record is from RefSeq and is a predicted model, not a curated record. Gene Ontology annotation, cellular component: membrane. Gene Ontology annotation, biological process: carbohydrate biosynthetic process; dermatan sulfate proteoglycan metabolic process. NCBI's taxonomy places the organism in Eukaryota, Metazoa, Chordata, Aves, Passeriformes, Sturnidae.